Messenger RNA from Amblyraja radiata (thorny skate), 687 nucleotides. RefSeq names its product trypsin-like. The record is from RefSeq and is a predicted model, not a curated record. The transcript is spliced from 5 exons. NCBI's taxonomy places the organism in Eukaryota, Metazoa, Chordata, Chondrichthyes, Rajiformes, Rajidae. Gene Ontology annotation, molecular function: serine-type endopeptidase activity. Gene Ontology annotation, biological process: proteolysis. The coding region runs from base 1 to 687 and encodes 228 amino acids.
AUGGGCAAUCGUCACGUAGUGCUGAAAGUCGCGUCUAAAGACAUCCCAACGGUGGGCAAUGUCCGAGUCGAAGCCAAGCGCAUCGGGUUUGCGGCACGAGUAUUACGGCCGCGGAGCCCUCUGCGGACUCGACCGGACAUUAAACUGUGUCUGGCAGUCAAUGAAUUGAGCAACAGCUACAACAAGAACGGGAACCACGCCAUUAAGCAGAGAAUAGAGGUUCUACUGGUCGAGAAUGAUACCAAGACUACGGAGGGGUCGGAACAGUUCAUCGUUGCGGAGAUGGUGCUCAGACAUCCCAAAUACGACUACUACACAAUGGACAACGACAUCAUGUUGAUCAAACUGUCCCAACCUGCCGCCAUAAACAGCUAUGCGGACGCCGUUUCCCUGCAGACCGCGUUUCGCGGCGACCAGCUUCAGUGUUUGGACGCCCCGGUUAUGAGUGAAGUGGACUGUCAUGGCUCCUACCCAGGAAUGAUCACUGACAACAUGAUGUGUGUCGGCUACAAGGGGAGAGGCCGCGACUCCUGCCAGACUGAUCCUGGCGGACCAGUGGUGUGUAACGGAGUGCUCCAGGGAAUAGAAUCGGGGGGCACGUGUGUGAGGUCGUUUGAGCAUCCCGGCUUCUACACUCGCGUCUGUCAUUACGUCUACUGGAUCCACAGCACCAUCGCUGCGAACUGA